GUCCCGGAAAGAGAGGGGCCGAAUUGAGCACGCGCCAAUCCGUCCCGAGGCUUCACGGGAAAUGUAGUUUAUUCCAGACACGUGGUAGGCGGCUAGCGGCUGUCUCGGAGCUCUCUUUUGAGCUACUUUGCUUGUCAGCUUUAUCUAGACUCUCCGAGUGGAAGGCGGGGAGACUGUGGGCAUCCGAACUGAGUUUCUAUCUUUGAGGAUAGAGAUUCUUUAAAAAAAACAACAAAAAAAGAAAGAAAAAGGAGACUCUUCUUGUUACAUUGACCUAAGGAUCAUUUAGUCAAUUGACAAGCGUUUAUUAAGCUCGUCCCUGCGCCAGGUACUACAGAGUCACAGACAAAAACAAGCUGCGCGGGAACCUAGAUGCCCCUUCCCUUUACCGCUGAGGAUCUCGCUCAGAUUGUCCUGUGACCCCCCCCCCCCGAGUUCUUGGCGGCACUGCCCCUUCUCUCCUUUAUGCGCCUUAUACUUAGCAGCAUUAAAAAAAAAAAAAAGUUGAAUUGAGCGAAAUGACAAAACUUGCAAGUGACAAACAGUGAUUGCGAAUGCAGGUGGGAGAGAAAUAGGGGGACUCUGGGGCAGAAAUACUGGGAUCUGAGGGAAAGGAAGGUGGUUUUUUUUUCUUUAUGUUUUGUUUUAAUUUGUAAAAAUGAAGAGACAGAUCCAGAGAAGGGAACUGACUGAGGCCAUACAAUUAAGUUAGCAGGAGAAGCGUGCAGAAGUGGGAAAAACCAGCGGGAGAGGCUGGCAGGCUUUCCCAGAGAAAGCCAGGGAGAGGGUGCAGACGCUGAGACUUUGCUCUCAGGACUCAUCCCUGAUUCUGUAAAACGUCAAAAUGCCGGUGCAACGCUCCAGUUCCUCCCAGGAAUUGCAGCUCGUUCGCGUGAAUCAUUCUCCUCACAAUCUUGCCCCGACGUUUAGAGAACGGCCUGAGUUCCCGCCCUGCUCCCUCCCGCACCGCCUCUCCGUUCCAUCCCUUUCCAGGAGCGGUAAGGGACUUGGGAAAGUCCUCGGAACAUCCGGGAGGGUGGCUCAGUGUGUAGCGGGAGCCUCGCUUAGAAAGGGGGAAAGGGGAAAGAAACUCUCCCCCAUCCCCAACCUCCUCACAAAGAAGAGGAGCCGAGGGGCUGUUCCUGCAUUCAUACCCCCAGCCCUGCACUAAGCCCGUCUUUUCCCGUGGAAUCGAGGAGUAACGAGAAACUUGGGUUUAGGCUCUAGCUUUAGAGAGCUGGAGUGGGGGGCGGGGUGGGGGUGGGGCGUGUACUUUGCGGGACCAGAGGAGCUAUGGAAGCACCCAGACUUCUAAAAGUUCCUCUUCCAUGGGCUCUGAGACAUCAUCCUGCUAAAAAAGGGCGAUGGGGCCGGAGUUAAGGGUGGCGGGUAAUAUACGGAGAAAGGGGUACCCUAAUGAGCACCCACACGCGCACAUCAAGGAUCGCGGUAGCUGUUGGCUCGUAUCAUCGGCCCUGAGUCUCUUGGGGUUCAGGGUCAGGGGACUGACCAUCCCCACCUCCCACCCCAGCCCCCCGCAAAGGGCUGGGGGGGAGGGGAGAGACGUCUGGCAGACUGUGUGACUCACUGCCCCGGGAGUUGGAGAAGGAGGCGCCGCCCCUCGGCUCUGUGCCCCCCUCUCUCUCCUCCCUCCUUUCCUCUGUCUCGCUCUCUCUUUCCUUUCCUCCCUCUUCUCUCGUCCCCUCCUCCCCUCCCCGACCCGCCUGUUCGGAGAACUUUGUCCAGCCUCCUUCUCCCAAACGAUCCCGGCCUAGUCCGUGGGAGCGCUAAGAAGUCUGUAGCUGCGGGGAGACAGCAUGAACAUCCUGGCUCCAGUGCGGAGGGACCGGGUGCUGGCCGAGCUGCCCCAGUGCUUGAGGAAGGAGGCCGCCCUCCACUCCAACAGAACCUUCCACCCUCGAGUCAGCAAUGCAUGCCAGGAGCAGAGGACCGGCACCGUGGGUAGGUUUAAGAUCUCCAAGGUCAUCGUUGUGGGGGACCUGUCUGUGGGGAAGACCUGCCUCAUUAACAGGUUCUGCAAAGACACUUUUGACAAGAAUUACAAGGCCACCAUUGGGGUAGACUUUGAGAUGGAGAGGUUCGAGGUGCUGGGAGUCCCCUUCAGCCUGCAGCUCUGGGACACUGCCGGGCAGGAGAGGUUCAAAUGCAUUGCGUCCACUUACUACCGCGGAGCCCAAGCUAUCAUCAUCGUGUUCAACCUGAGCGACGUGGCCUCCUUGGAGCACACCAAACAGUGGCUGGCCGAUGCUCUGAAAGAGAACGACCCCUCCAACGUGCUGCUGUUCCUCGUGGGCUCCAAGAAGGACUUGAGCACUCCAGCUCAGUACGUGCUGAUGGAGAAGGAUGCCGUCAAGAUGGCCCAGGAGAUGAAGGCCGAGUAUUGGGCGGUCUCGUCUCUCACAGGCGAGAACGUGCGCGAGUUCUUCUUCCGCGUGGCAGCGCUAACUUUUGAAGCCAACGUGCUGGCUGAACUCGAGAAGACAGAUGCCCGGCGUAUAGGCGACAUCAUCCGGAUCAACAGCAACGACAGCAACCUCUACCUGACAACCAGUAAGAAGAGACCCAAGUGCUGCCAGUGAGCGCGCGGCCCCGGAUGCUGGCACUGCCCGCGGUGCCCGUGGCCACUCUCCCGGUGUCGAGCCCACAAACAUUUGCACUGAACUGUUCUUCCAGACCAAAGAGCUCUCUCAUCCAGGAAGCAGGUGCCCUGCCAGCCUGGGUGCCCUUCUGCCCCGGCACCCCACCAAAGCCUGCCCUCUCUCAGGGUGCUCCGUGGGCACUCUGGGCAGGUGCCCGGCACGGCGGGGCAGGAAAGGCACUGGAGGAUCCCAGAGCUUUGCUCCGCCUGCUGGGCACAAUGGGCACGGGCACCCCUGCUGCCCCCUUGCCCCAUCACACUGUGCCUUAGACAACAGCCUCACUUGUACGGGGUCUCCGAGGGAAGGGGCGAAUGGCGGAAUCCCCAGACAGUGGCAUUUUAGUGCCAGGGGAUCAGGGACAGCUUGCCCCUUUCCUGGGCCGGAUAGGGCUGCCUGAGGCCCCGGGGCCUCCGUAGUCACGCCUGCGGUCCGGGCCCUGACCUUGCUCUGAGCAGGCCCCCUCGGCGCUGACUGGAUGGGGUUGGGGCGACGGAGGGGGGGCAGCUUCUGGGAUCUCCCGCCAGCACCCCCCAAGCUGGAACAGCCGCCGUCCAUAAGGCCCCGGAUAUGAUCCCUGAGACUCUCUUCUCGUGUCCGUUACUCUGCCACCGGGGAGCUGUUCCUUGGGUUAAACUUUGCUUUUCAAAAUCAUCCGAUAAGGAAUAAGUCCCAGACUCCAGGAGUGGGUGUGGGACAGCUGGACAAAGGGCCGUGGGUUUAGGUCCCAAGUGACCCAGACCGGUGACCCUUUGUCUCCCGGACGAGGUGCCUGCCCUCGUUCCCAGUCCCAGGUUACGCUGGCCGGCUUUGCCGCCCCCUCCUCAGAGGCAGAGGUCGGUGGCUCCCUCCGUCACAUCUCGGGCCCCUUGUCCCAUCUGACUUCGGAAUCUCCGAGCCAGAAGGGCCUGGAAGCCAUAUUAUGGAGGAAGAAGCGGGCCCAGAGGAGAAAUGACUCACCCACUAUCCAACGGGCGGCAAAGGGAGAUUUGGACCUGGUUCUCCGGAGCCCCCGUCCCCUUCCCCUGGCCUCGGUGCCCGCCUCCUCCCCUGCAUUUCACCCUCAGCUCUGUUCCUUCCUCUCCCAUGAGGGACGUGCAGGAGGCGAGGCAGGGCUCGGUGGGCCAGAAUCUUCUGCUCUGGAGACGGGCCUGCCCCGGAAGCCCCCUCUCUGCCCAGAGGAAGCUGUUGUUUCACUGCCCGCCCCCAGACUCAGAGUUAAGGUGGCCACUGCUGCUCGGAGGUCUCUGGAGGUUUUUAUUUCAUUGUAUAAAUGGUUCUCCGGUUUUCUGCUCUGCUCUGCCCUGGCUCACACAGAUCUGACCCAGUUUCUCUUAAUUCUGCGUAUUCAUCGCUGCUUGUGGUGCCGUAAGUCCGGCCGCAGCUAUCCCGGGGGGGGCACCCACUGCCAAGAAGCCUGUUCCCAGCAUGGCGGCGCUCUCUGGGGCCUGUCCGGGCCUCCUGGCCGGGGCCCACGCAGUAUCAUCCGGAGGGCCGGCCUCUAGGCCGAUCGUGUCUCCUUACCCAGGGCUUCCGCCGGCCUGUAGGAGACCCCCCCUCUCCCCCGCCACUGGGCGAGUGACUGGCCCCUCUGGGCCGGGCUCCUUCUCUGGGAAUGACCCCCAGUCAUCCCUGGGACCCCCUAAAGCCUCACGGAGGCAGAACCUCAGUCCUUCGUCUUUGUUCCCUCUUCGGGAUGUUUAGUCUAAGGCCAGUUACCCAGCCUGCCUCCGGCCGGCCCUCCUGGCUGCCCCUGCCCAUCCCCUCUCCCUCAAGCUUCAGCCCCCGACGUGGGCGUUCGAGGCCCUCUGUCUCCCUUUCCCAUCUUGCGGUUAAUUUGCCCAACUAGGCUUUUCUGCUUGUUCCCCCGAGUCUGUGGCGGCCCGUUCCAGUUCCCCUCCCCCACGAAGCCCCCUCCCCUUCCGUGCCUCCGCCACCCCCCAGGCCAAAGCGCUUUCCUUGCCUCCCCUCCGGCUUCCGUGCCUUUUGUAUCCUGUCCGCCUGCAGAUUUCUGUUGGAGAGGGGGCCUGUGGGACCCCAAGUGCCUCCCGUGGCACUGUAUAUACUGCAGGUGCUUAAUAAACGCUUGUUGGCUCAA
Molecule: messenger RNA, 4755 nt
Organism: Antechinus flavipes (yellow-footed antechinus)
Lineage: Eukaryota; Metazoa; Chordata; Mammalia; Dasyuromorphia; Dasyuridae
Gene: RAB34
Product: RAB34, member RAS oncogene family
Exons: 11
Coding region: 1818-2600 (260 amino acids)
Biological process (GO): phagosome-lysosome fusion; endocytosis
Molecular function (GO): GTPase activity; GTP binding
Source: RefSeq, a predicted model, not a curated record